This is a messenger RNA of Fusarium poae, 1968 nucleotides long. RefSeq lists its product as uncharacterized. The transcript is spliced from 7 exons. Bases 1 to 1968 code for a protein of 655 amino acids. Gene Ontology annotation, cellular component: nucleus. Gene Ontology annotation, biological process: regulation of DNA-templated transcription. Gene Ontology annotation, molecular function: zinc ion binding; DNA-binding transcription factor activity, RNA polymerase II-specific. NCBI's taxonomy places the organism in Eukaryota, Fungi, Ascomycota, Sordariomycetes, Hypocreales, Nectriaceae. The record is from RefSeq and is a predicted model, not a curated record.
AUGCCACGAACAAAGACGCGUGAACCACGUGUGAGACGUUCCUGUGAGCGCUGCCGUCAGAAAAAGAUCAAAUGUCCUGCCGAAAAGCCGGGUUGUUCGCAUUGUCGUAUCGCGAAUGAGAUUUGCACGUAUCUUCCUCGUAACCAUGUCAACAACAGCAACCCCAGAACAUUUUUCAGACCACUCAAGGCGCAGCUUAACAAUGUCUCUCCGAGUACAUCAGUCGAAUCUUGUAGUCGCGAACCCGAGUCUUUGACGAAGGUAAGUGAGGGUCAAGAUGUCAACAGUUGGCAUAGUCGGGCCGGUUCAUCAAACAGCGUCCAUCAGCAGUUGCCGCCGAUAACAGCCAUGCUGUCUGAUUCUCCAUCAUGGUCGCCGGCAAAUCCAGAACCUCCAGUAGAUCUACUCAGUGAUUUCGUAGGUGCUUACCGCGAAAAGGUCUACUUUCAACCACUUCCACUCUUCGAUCCACGACGUCUCCAUCUGAAGAUUGGCACAUUACCGCAUUAUCUCCGAUGGAGUUUCCUAGCCCUCACCCUCAAUUUCACGAGUCACAACUUCUAUUAUGGCCUUGAAGCCAAGGCUAUUGAGUAUUAUACUACAUCGGCGCGGAGUAUAGUUGUCGACAUGGCAGCUGAGGGACUUGCACAGCUUGAGGUGAUGCAAACUUUGUGUCUGCUCGCUCUGUGUGAUCACAUAGCCGGAAAGACAUCUCGAGCGUGGAUGAUGGUUGGAAUGGCGGCAAAACUCGAAGCUCUUCGACUAUUCCACUCACAACCUAAUACCAACUCUCGACACUCCGACGAUGCAAUCUCAAGGUGUCAUUGGAGUAUCUCCAUCCUGGAGAGUACAUUCAUUCCUAACUGCAACACCUUGCCCGACAUAACAGGCGCCCCAGCGUAUCCGAAAAGUGUAUCGCGCCCGACACCGCUACAUUCUUCACACGGUAUGAAGAGCUACUGCGCCGACUUGACUGAUGCGUACGAAGGAAACAUUCAGGAUGUUGGGGUCAACGCGACAUGCCUGGGGUACAUCUCAGUCUGGGGGUGUAUCAUCUCUUAUCUGCGAGACAUCCGCAACGGAGCCAACGAGUAUCCAUGGUUAGCAACAUCGAGGCACAGUCAACUCACCGUCAAGUUGUACGAGCUUGAGAACAUCACGUCGCACAGACAUCUUAUCCGCAACGCGCCCUUUCCCGAUCAACCCUCUGAAGAUCUGAGCGAACAUCGAGAAUACUGGGCACCAUGGGUGUCAUUCCAAAUAAUGAUGCACGCCACCCAAGCCGUUCUUAAUAAUCCCUUCGUUCAACUCGUCGCUCUUCGAAGAGCAGGUCGCAAUUUCCAACCACGAUCUUUUCUACAAAACACAGUCGAUCAAGCGCUAUUCCACGCAGAAUGGGUUUCCCGACUAGUCCAGAUGUGCGCUGAUCGCCAGUUCGAAGUCAAUGACCCUUUGAUCGGGCAAGCUGUUGCUGGCUGCGUGUCGAUAUUAUGGAUCUUCCAAUUUGCAAGAGAUCGGAAAGUGUCAGAGAAGGCGAAGGAGAACUUGAUAACUUGCGAGACAUUCUUGGGGCACUUGGCAAGGAAGUGGCCUCAUAUCGCCGAAAAGCUCGAAAUUCUACGAACCCUCAACGUCAAAGUGGCAAAGCAGCAACAAACACCGCAGGAGGACGAAUCGACCAGCGCAACUAUAAAGUUUGAACCCGAAAUGAUGUGGGAACUGCUUGAUCCUGCCAUGUCGGGCGUUGAUUGGGCUAGUUUGUGUAGCGCGGCAAAGGACAAAGGCUCACACGCGACAACGAGUGCUACGAUACGGGUUGCCACCAAGUUUGUGCAUCCUAUCAACAAUGAAGUCGAGAGAGCGCCGUUGCCGGAUCCUGAGCAUAAUCUGUUUGACCUUGAAGAUAUAUAUGGCGAGCCGUUUUUGGAUCAGUUCUUUUCGGAUUCGUUAUUGGUUAACAUAUCAUAG